Messenger RNA from Pyrenophora tritici-repentis Pt-1C-BFP, 1955 nucleotides. RefSeq lists its product as uncharacterized. NCBI's taxonomy places the organism in Eukaryota, Fungi, Ascomycota, Dothideomycetes, Pleosporales, Pleosporaceae. Gene Ontology annotation, biological process: L-valine biosynthetic process. The record is from RefSeq and is a predicted model, not a curated record. Gene Ontology annotation, molecular function: acetolactate synthase activity; flavin adenine dinucleotide binding; thiamine pyrophosphate binding. Gene Ontology annotation, cellular component: acetolactate synthase complex.
AUGUGCACUAUGUACACAGCAUCGUUUGCGUUUUUUGAAGCGCUAUGGGAGUACGGCGUCAGCCAUGUCUUUGUGAACCUCGGCUCAGAUCAUCCGUCCAUUAUCGAAGCUAUUGUCAAAGGCCAGAAUGAAAAGAAGGGACAGUUCCCAAAGAUCAUCACAUGUCCCAACGAGAUGGUCGCCCUCUCCAUGGCGGACGGAUACGCCAGACUGACGGGCAAACCUCAAUGCGUCAUCGUUCACGUCGACGUCGGAACUCAGGGCCUCGGAGCCGCAGUACACAAUGCCUCAUGUGGACGUGCGCCCGUCCUCAUAUUCGCCGGUCUGUCGCCUUUCACCAUCGAGGGUGAAAUGCGUGGUAGCAGGACGGAAUACAUUCACUGGAUACAGGAUGUGCCGGACCAGAAGCAGAUUGUCGCCCAGUACUGCCGAUACACCGGGGAGAUCAAAUCGGGCAAGAACGUCAAGCAAAUGGUCAACCGCGCCCUAUCCUUUGCCAUGAGCGAUCCGAAAGGACCUGUCUAUCUCUAUGGUGCACGCGAGCCCAUGGAGGAAGAUCUGACACCAUACAAACUGCAGAUGGACUAUUGGCAGCCGGUUGAGCCAGCUGCACUUCCUCCAAGUGGGGUCAAGACGAUUGCUGAAGCUCUGGCGCACGCUCAAGAGCCCCUCAUAGUGACGGGAUACUCGGGCCGUAAUCACGAUGCGGUGCAAGAGCUUGUGCGUCUAGCAGACAACGUCAAAGGCAUACGCGUCUUGGAUACUGGAGGCAGCGAUAUGUGCUUCCCUGCAAAUCAUCCAGCAUGGCUAGGGCUGCGAUACGGCAACGAUCCUGCCAUCAAGUCAGCUGAUGUCAUACUAGUCCUUGAUUGCGAUGUGCCGUGGGUCAAUACGCAGUGCCACCCCAAGGACAGCGCAAAGAUCUUCCAUGUUGACGUCGACCCCCUAAAGCAGCAAAUGCCCGUUUUCUACCUGAACGCGACACAACGCUAUCGCGCCGAUUCAUAUACAUCACUGACCCAGCUCAACGAGUACCUUGAGUCAGCCCUCAAGGAGAAGCUUUCAAGUCAGCUUUUCAGUCAACGGUGGACUGCGUUGCAAGAUUCGUAUAAGAAGAAGCUUGAAGGCAUCGCGGGUGAAGCAAAAGUAGACGACAACGGUCACUUCGGCACACCAUAUCUCUGCUCCCAGCUAAAGAAACUUUGCCCCAACGAUACCAUCUGGGCUAUUGAGGCCGUCACCCAAACUGGCUUUGUUGCAGAUCAAAUCCAAGCUACCCUUCCCGGCUCAUGGAUAAAUUGCGGUGGUGGAGGUCUUGGAUGGUCUGGUGGUGGUGCUCUGGGUAUCAAGCUCGCGACCGAGACAGAGGGCAAGAAGCAGUUUGUGUGCCAGAUUGUCGGCGAUGGCACCUAUCUCUUCUCGGUUCCCGGGUCCGUCUACUGGAUCUCUCAGCGGUACCAGAUUCCCAUCCUGACGAUUGUACUCAACAACAAGGGCUGGAAUGCACCCCGACGAUCCAUGCUACUCGUCCACCCCGAUGGUGAGGGCUCCAAGGUCAGCAACGAGGAGCUGAACAUUAGUUUUGCACCGACGCCAGACUACUCGGGUAUCGCGAAGGCGGCCAGCGGUGGUGAGAUUUGGGCUGCUCAUGCGAGUACCGCAGAGGAACUGGGGAAGCUGCUACCAGAGGCUAUUAAAUCUGUACUCGAGGGAAAGUCGGCAGUGCUUGAUGCGCAUCUUGAGGGUCCGGAAGGCAAGUAUGGAGGUGCGAAAGGUCGCCUAGGAUAACUUGAGUGCUGUCGUGCGACGUACAGUACCUCGUAAGACAUAGUGCAAAUCCCUCUCGUUCGUCUUCUUGCUUACCGCGCACGAGAGAUUGCAACUAUUAGCUGACGAUCGAUCGAAUAUACCGCAACGCAUACUUUCCAAGUAGUGCAUACACAUACCUUCUCCCU